Kwoniella shivajii is the source of this 1110-nucleotide messenger RNA. RefSeq lists its product as uncharacterized. Gene Ontology annotation, cellular component: endoplasmic reticulum. The transcript is spliced from 5 exons. Bases 1 to 1110 code for a protein of 369 amino acids. NCBI's taxonomy places the organism in Eukaryota, Fungi, Basidiomycota, Tremellomycetes, Tremellales, Cryptococcaceae. The record is from RefSeq and is a predicted model, not a curated record.
AUGAGAUUCUCUGCAACUUCGAUUCUGGCUGUACUUUCCCUUCCGCUUGUUCUCGCUAAACCAUCUCAACAACCGCUACAAAUAUACUUAUAUCCCUCUCCUACUUCCCCUUCUUUACAUCAACAUCAACAUCAAAAUGUGCCUACAUUGAAUGCCGAUCAAGCCAAAGCCGUCUUAUCUCAUCAUUUGGGAGAACCACAGAAUGAUUUUGAUGAAAUUCCAAAUGAUGAAGGAUUAUGGUCACAUUUGAUGACUAUGUGGAAUGGUCAAUCUGAAGGUAAACCAAAAAUCGUUGUUGUCGAUGGUGGUAUAUCACCUCAAGAUGUUUUACCAACUACAUUGCCUUCUCAACCUGCAUUUUAUCUUGACGACGACACCACAACCGAUAACCUGCUUUCACCAUAUGUCGAACAAGCCAAGACUCUUCUUGCUCAUGUAUUAGAUGAGAUGCCUGAUGUAGUCAAGGGAUUCAAAGAUGUAUUUGAAAUGGCUGGAACAAAAGCAGCUUCAAUAUUAGGACACGAAUUAUCAUGCCUCACUGCAUUGGCUGAUUCUAUUCCUUGGAUCAACCACGGCUCAUACCCAUGGGAAGCAAUUACUAUCUCAGGUUUGAAAGAUGUCCCUAAAGGUGGAGAAGUCUGGGAGAAUGGUAGAUUAGGACUUAAAGCUGGACUCGAGUCUAUGACUCAACCUAAUUCACCUCCUUUAUUACUUAUAAUUCGACCUUCAUCCUCCUCUCCUCUCGUCUCCAGAGCUAUUCCCAUAUCUCUUCAAGCAAGAGCAAACAACUCCACAGAUCUAGCAGAUGUAUGCUACUCCUCCAACGAAACAUGCGUCGAGUCUACCUCAUGUAAUGGAAGAGGUGCAUGCUCUCUGAAAGGUAAAACCGAUCAAGGUGAAUGCUGGGGAUGCAAAUGUAGAAGUGGAUAUGCAGGUGUUGAAUGUCAAAAGGAUGACUAUUCUAUCCCGUUCAUCAUCCUCAUCUUCUCAACUUUGCUUCUUAUCGCUAUCGCAGGAGGUAGUAUUGGACUCCUAUACACAGUCGGAGAAACAAAGCUACCAUCGACUUUGACGCUUGCUGUCGGAGGGGGAGCAAUGAAGAGGGAUUAG